Lytechinus pictus (painted urchin) is the source of this 6825-nucleotide messenger RNA. RefSeq names its product disheveled-associated activator of morphogenesis 1-A-like. NCBI's taxonomy places the organism in Eukaryota, Metazoa, Echinodermata, Echinoidea, Temnopleuroida, Toxopneustidae. The record is from RefSeq and is a predicted model, not a curated record. The transcript has 18 exons. The coding region runs from base 72 to 2543 and encodes 823 amino acids. Gene Ontology annotation, biological process: cellular component organization. Gene Ontology annotation, molecular function: actin binding.
AGAGGUUAAUCAAUGAUCUUGACAGAAGUUCAGGGAAGUACCGAGAUGAUGUUCACUUCAAGACAGCCUGUAUGUCCUUCAUCAAUGCUGUCAUCAAGUAUGGAGCAGGAGAGGAUAAUUUGGAAUUUAGGAUUCACUUGAGAUAUGAAUUUCUAAUGCUUGGUAUUCAGCCUGUGAUAGACAAGUUAAGAACACUAGAAAAUGCAACAUUAGAUAGGCAUUUAGAUUUCUUUGAGCUGGUCAGAAAUGAAGAUGAAAGAGAACUUGCCAAAAGGUUUGACAUGGUUCAUGUUGAUGUACGGAAUGGCAAUAAUAUGUUUGAUGUUAUUAAGAAGAAGAUCAGUCAUACAGAGGCUUAUCCACAUCUCAUGUCCAUCCUACAGCAUUUAUUACUGCUUCCAAACCAAGGCAAGAGUAUCCAUCAUUGGUCCCUGGUAGACCUCUUACUCCAGCAAAUCGUACUACAGUUUGACGACGGAGGCAACCCGGACGUCUCGCCCUUUGACAUCAACUUCAAGGACGUCAUCGAGAAGGUCAUCAACCAGGAUGUUAUUAGGCAGCGAGAAGCAGAGGAAAGAGAAAGAGAAUAUGGAGAGCUGAAAGAACAGCUAGAGAGGAAAGACAGGGAGUUGGAUGGCAAGGAAAAGCAACGGAGGUCAGACGUUCAGUCAAUGUCGUCGGAAGAGGCGAUGGCUGCCCUCAACGCCAUGCAGGAGAAGUCCAACAAGCAGUCCGCUGACCUCACUGAAUCAAAAAAACAUUGUGAAGGCCUGCAGCAAGAGCUAUUACGACUACAACAAAUGAUCGCAUCAGGGAAGAGCAACGGCCCAAGCAUAUCAGACGAUGACAAACUCCAGAAGACUGGCGGUAUUCCUGCGGCUCCCGGUGGUCCCCCUCCUCCACCACCCAUGAUGGGAGGGGGCGGGGCACCUCCACCUCCACCACCACCCUUCUCUGGUGGUGGUGGUCCCCCUCCUCCACCACCCCCAGGGAUGUUUGGUGGUGGACCCCCACCCCCACCUGGUAUGCCAGGGCCACCCCCUAUCGGAGGUAUGUCCCUCCCAGCAAAGAAAAGAGACCUUCCAAAACCUUCCAAUCCUCUCAAGUCAUUCAAUUGGUCCAAGCUGCCAGAUAUGAAGAUACAGGGAACCAUCUGGCAAGAUCUAGACGAUCUCAAGGUAAUCAAAGUCCUUGACCUGCGUGAGUUUGACAACACCUUCUCAGCGUACCAGAAGAAGGGUGAUGAAACCGACCGAGGGGAAGAGAUCACUGGCAGCAUCAAGUCUCAGAAGCCAAAGGAACUAGCCCUGAUUGAUGGCCGACGGGCUCAGAACUGUACCAUCCUCCUCUCUAAACUCAAGAUUACCAACGCUGAUAUCCACAGGGCUCUCCUUUCCAUGGACUCUGCAGAUUGUCUUCCUAAAGACAUGGUUGAGCAGCUAUUAAAGUAUGUGCCUACCCCUGAGGAGAUAAGCCUUCUGAGGGAACAUGAGAAGGAGAAAGAAAACAUGGCCAAGGCUGAUCGGUUCUUCUUUGAGAUGAGCAAGAUAGAUCACUAUGAACAGAGGUUAAAAUGUCUCUUCUUUAAGAAGAGGUUCCAGGAGAGGAUGGGCGAGGUCAAACCAAAGGUCGAAGCUCUUCUGAAAGCAUCAAGGGAGGUUGGGAACAGCAAAAGGCUGAGGAAGAUUUUGGAGAUCGUCCUGGCAUUCGGCAAUUACAUGAACAGAGGGGCAAGGGGGAAUGCAUCAGGGUUCAAAAUUAGCAGCUUGAAUAAAAUAAUGGAUACCAAGUCGAGCUCCAAUAGGAACGUGACGUUACUCCACUACCUGAUAGAGAUGCUGGAAAAGAAGUUCCCUGAUGUAGUCAAACUUGAAGAAGAGAUGCCCCAUGUCAGAAUAUCUGCCAAGGUCAACUUACAAGAACUUGAGAAAGAAAUGGCUCAAAUUGCCCAAGGUCUGAACGUAGUUGAAGUGGAAUUGGAGUAUCAGAAGAAGAAGCCAAAGACUGAGAAGCAUGAUAAGUUUAUUUCUGUAAUGAGUGACUUCAAGACGCUCUCAUCUAUCAGCUUUGGCAAGGUUCAAGAUCUGCUGGUGGAAGCCAAAGAGAAGUUUGUGAAAGUAGCCAAAUCUUUCGGAGAGGAUCCAACAAAGAUAACACCCGAGGAACUCUUUGGUACCUUUGACCUCUUCCUUCAGUCAUUCCAUGAAGCCAAGACAGAUAAUGAAAAUAUUAGGAAAAAGAAAGAGGAAGAUGAGAGGCGAGCAAAGAGAGAAAAAGAGAUGUCGGAGAAGAGGAAGAACAAAAAGAUUUCAGGUAAGGUUAAAGGCAAUGGCGAUGGUGAAUUUGACGACCUCAUAUCGGCUCUACGAACAGGGGACAUGUUCACGGAAGACAUGAGUAAACUCGCUAAGAAAAACAAGCGACGCAUGGGGCAAGGGCAACCAGGACAACAACACAACAACUCGGCCAAUUCAAUGGCAGACAGCAGAGAACGAUUGGGCAAGCCCAAGACUGGUAAUGGACGGUCAAUGACUCAGAUCUAGUGAGGUCUUAAAGAGAACUGAAUGACCUAGAGGAAACCCUCGGAAAUGUGCCCGGCAAUUCACUCCAGGCUUCCAGGAGAAACAGGCAUUGGUUUGUGUAUAUAUUUCAAAUGGCAGAGCUAUAUUGUGUCGGAAGCCGACAUGGAAGUGGGUACGUGUCUGUUAAUGCGAGGGAUGCGCUAAACGAGAGGUCUGUCUUUCUUCUAAAUCAAGUGCAGCUUUGAACCGAGACCAAGCCAAGUGCAGCAGUUGGAGUGUAGCACAGAGCUGAUUAUGUGAGAGAAGUUGUCUUGGUGGAACAUUAUUAGGUGUCUCAGAGGUGAGGGAAUCUGCUCCAGUACAAGUAUGCUAUGCAUGCAUUUCACCCGAGAUCAGAAAGGAUUAACCUGAUAACUGCUGAAUUCUCCAAAUCACAUAGGCUUCAAACAGGGACUUUCUGAUUCCCACAGGCAGCGGGUUGACUUCAUCAUGUGGGUCUGUAGAGCAGAAGUAGUAUAUCAAAACAUUUAUUCUUUAUAUUGUGUUGUCUAAUGCCCAACUGACACUUGCACAUAUUGUGGUUCCUGCAUUGCCCCGCAUUGAUUUAUGGCAUGACUUGCCUGUGUCAGUGCACGCAUUUGUCGCGACAUAUUCACAUGUUUCCGCAUUGCUUGCACGUAGUUCACGCACUUUCCAGACAUGCUGUCAGCAAAUGUUCUCAACACCCUAUUCUGUGACGUAUAUAGCACAAAUUUAACAAUUCCAAUGCUCUGGUGUUGAUGCCCUCUACGUUUGUUGACGAGGAUCGCUUACACUGAUCACGUGGUCUGCACUCACAAUUUUGCGUAUAUCAUUCACAAACUAUGCUUGAAGUAUAUAUAUGCUAAGCCUAUGGCCAAAGUAUGAGCGCCCUGUUGUGAGCUUGUCGUGAACUGCAUGCCACUCCCCCGGGGGGUGUGCCUACUAUUGCUUGCGCCACAAAAUUUCAAUUUUGAUGCCACACAGUGGCUCGUCUAUGUUGCGCAUAGUUAACGAAUGGUUCACAAAUUUGUAAUGUAUGCCCAUGUUGAAAAUUUGGGCAUGCAUUACAAAUUUGUGAACCAUUCGUAAACUAUGCGCAACAUAAACGUGCUACUGCGUGCAAAAAUUUUCAAUGUUGAAAAUUUUGGCACGCACCUCCUGCACCUAUCCCCAAGCAUAGUCCCUGCAUUAGCAUGCAUGAGUAUGUGACCGUGCGCAAACUAUGCAGGAACCACAUUGCAUGCAAGUGUCAACCAGGUUUAUCUCCAAGGUAUACAGGAACACACACAGUUGGAAUAUAAGUGACGUUAAAACAAAGGUGCACAAAGUGGAUUGGGAAUGCAUAUAUUUUACACAAAACUAGUCUUUGUUAUUUUUACAUUAUGGUGUCUUUGAAGGGCAUUAACAAGGCAUAUGACAAGAAAUGAACAUCUUUUCUUUCUUUAGAUUUAUGAAAUGUAUGACAGCAGUUGAAUCUGGUAAAUGUUCCUGGUUUUUAACAUAUGAAAACAAGAAAAAAUGGAUAAGAAUGUAUGACUAAAGAAACGGUUUCUAUGACAAGGGAGGUGUGCGACAUCAAUUUUCACAAUGCAACAUUUUUACAUUGACUUGACAACUCCAUGCAUCAUUAGUUAUAUAUGAAAAUCAUGUGAAUGCAUGUCAUUAAUUGGGACGAGGGUAUCCACAUAGAUGAUGUUGUAUUUAAAGACUUAAAAUCUUUAUUGGUAUUGUGAACAAUAUCAGAAUUAUUCAGGAAGAUGAUGGGCCCCGUAACACAAAAUUUAAAUUGAUCAUAGGACUGAUUUUUAUUAUUGAUUGUAUUGAUCAUUCUAUAUAAUUGAUCAUAAAAAUCAGUUUUUAAACUUUGUGGGCCACAAGUAAUCCUGUCAAGCUGUAUUUUUCUGAAUAAGACAUCAAUUUAUCGCAGAUUGUUCCAUUUCAUAGAAGGAAUGGGUGUGAGCAGUGCUAUCAAAUUAUAUUGAUUUAUGGUGUACAUAAUCUUUUAUAAAGAUAUGUUAUAUACAUGUUAAUCAUUUCUUUAAAACAAAAGUAAAAGAAACAAAAAUAAAUGCAUGUAUGAGUCAACAUGUGUUCAGAACAUGUGUGUAGGAGAGAAUACAGUAGGUUGAUAUAUAUUAUUAUUGUUGUGAAAGGCUUCCAAAGUCUGACAUACUACAUGUUCGUGUAGUUAUAGCAUGUCUUUCGUAAAGAAUUCUUUAUGUUUUCCAUAAGUGGAUGUUGGUGAGCAUUAAAUAUCAAUUUCUUCAUCAGUAGGAAUGUUGUGAUUUGAUACCUUUGUCUGUAGAGAUAAAUGGGGGUAGGAGUUUUAAAGCUGGGUGAAGCAAACUGAUGGGCAAUUCAACAAAAUGGACUUGACAUAUAAACAGUUCUGAAAUUUCAGACACAUAUAAAGAUUUAGUUUUCAUAUCAGUGAUUUUUUUUAAAUUGACCAGUUGUAGGCAUAAAGGACAUGAUAUAAUAAGCACAUCUAUAUUACAGUUUAAGGAAGCUAUUUGGACAACCACAAUUACUAUGUUCUUGCAAGAAUUUUGUAAUAAUGUCAUUAACCCUAACAGGACUGGGAGGGGGCAUCAUCAAAAUGCACAGAACUGCACUUUUUAUCUGUCUUUUCCAACUUUUUGACACCAAAAUCACGACAUACGGGUAUAGCUGAAAGUACAACAAUGUACUAGACUUUGUGUAAAUUCAGUGGAAGUUGGUUUUUUAGAACAAUUAUUUUCCACUCUAAUAAUUGGUCACCUAUCAAUUUUGCUUGUUGGAUGGUGUGUAAUAAUAUUCACUGAAAAAAAGGGAAUGGAAAAGAAAUGCACAGAAAUGAAGUGAGCUUUUACAAUUUUUUCAAUGCAGUGGCCCUCAAGAUCAGAAAUGGGACCCUUAGUGGCCCAGUGCUAUUAGGGUUGACCAGAUCCUUAUCUGACAGUCUGAUAUAUGUAUUUGUGGUAACACUUCACUGUUCAGAGCUUUGGCAAAGCUUUAACAUAAUGCUGCUAUCAUUCAGAAUAAAUUCUGUAUAAUUGGGUCUCAACAUUACCUAUAUUGUAGAAUGUCAUGUACAAAAAUGUGCCUACACUUGUCAAUAUUAACUGUUUUAAUGUAAUUUAUGCAUGUAAAAAGAUGCAAGUUGCGACAAAAGGCGAGGCAUUUGUAUUUUCGUUUGGUAUUCAUCAUUUUCACUUUGGGAUUGUAUGCAAUUCAGAAAAAUAAGGCACAUUUUGUGUAAAUUUCACAAGAGCUUUGUUUUGUGUGUGAUUUUGACUAGCUGACGUCACACUAACUUGUAGCAACAGUGUUGACCUUCUUCGCUAAUGAGGAAAAAAAAACAGGAUUCCAUUUAGAUGUCCUGGUGGGCAAUAAGACCAGAGUUGAAUUUAGUAUCUCCAAGAUUUUUUGAUAGAUAAAACAUCUAAGAAACUGACUAAUGUAAAAGUCUCGGUAAGAACAUAAGCCUGUAAUGAAUACAAUAAAUUAUAAUUGUUGCUACUUGUUAACAAGAAUACCAUGAAACAACUUUAUCAUGCAUCUCUUGUUAUGUAGAUCCCUCUGCACUGCGUAUGGACAAAAUUGAUACUACAGGUUACAAUAACUUUAAUUCUGCUUAUUACUUUUAUUUACUGAAACUACCAUUAUAUCAUUAUCUAAUGUACUUAAUCUUUUAAAGCCUGUACUGAAAUUAAUAUUCAUCAAAUGUAUCAUUUUGUAUUCAUUUACCCUGUAUAGUAUACAGAAAUAUUGGGAUUUAUUGAAUUUAUGAACAAGCAUAAAAACUGCCUUCAUUUGAUUUGGUUCGAUUUACUCCGAUUCUGAUAUAAAUCGGGGAAACUGCCUUUUUCCCGUCUAAUUUGAAUAGGACUAUUUCUAAUAGAUUUUAGAAAAUGAUAUUGAGGAAAAAAAAAAAAUCAGCUCAAAAAUAUAAAAUCAGUCUAAUAUGAUGCAAAUACAUAGCUGGGGUUUGAAUGUAUUAUUGGGUUACUGGAUAAUUCAUCCUUGUAUUGCACCAGGUUCAUGACAAUGAAUGUUUCCAAAAAUGUGGGAAGAAUGUUUAUAUAUGUAUUGUGAUAUUAUUUUUGUUUAUUUAUUAUAGGUGUCGGGUUAAUGCUGACUAUUGUCCAGUUUUAUUGCUUUGUUUUGUAAAUAACUGUAUUUACAUAAUAUGUAUAGUCAUUUAUAAACAAGAGUGUAAAAUGUCAUGUUCUAAACCAUGAAUCCAUUUUGGGUACAGAUGACAACUAUUAAAUGCAUUCAUAAGAAAAUGAAACAAUAA